AAGCAUUAAAAUAGAUGAAAUCAAAAUAAGUGUAAACUUAACUGAGUAUCGAAUUAUCGCAAAAAUAUAGUCCCUGAUUCUUUAUUGGUUGAAAAAUUAAAGCGCGUGGAGCGCGUAAUUUAAAUUCCUAAUUGGAAAUAAUUUUAUGGUUUUUUAUCAAAACUGAAAAAAUCGAAUGUCAAUUUUCAAGGGUGAAAUAUCGAUUCAGAACUAAAUAUCGAUUUAAGAAAUGGCAAAAAAUCGGUUAUUCGAUUAAUCAAUCUCAAAUCGCCAUCCCUAACCUAAAAAUAAUAACAUUUGCAACAUGUUUAAUCCAUUCAAAAAUAUUUUCGUCUCCAAUUUGAAGUACAAUCAAUGUAACAAUUUUCACACCAAUUCGUUACAUCUAGCAUGGACAAAGGCGACUGCACCAAAAUCUUUUAUUCAAAAUAACAAGAAAAUUUAUCCUCCACAACAAAUUGAUGAACCAACUCGACCAGCAUUUGUGUGUCAUCAAAAAACUAAUAUUAAAUACAGCCCAGAUAAGCUUUGGUAUGUAGCCUGUCUCAUACGAGGAAUGACUGUUGAUGAAGCACUAAAACAAUUGAGUUUUGUCAAUAAAAAAGGAGCAUUAUUUGUAAAGGAAGCUGUAUUGGAAGCUCAAGAGAUGGCCAUCAAAGACCACAAUGUAGAAUUCAAAAGUAAUCUUUGGGUUGCGGAAUCAUUUUCAGGAAAAGGUAUGGUGUUUAAAGGUAUAAGGAGACAUGCACGAGGCAGAUUGGGUGAGGUGCGCUAUAAGUAUAGUCACUACUUUGUGAGACUUGAAGAGGGCAAGCCACCUACUGAUUAUUAUAAACGUAAACCAUUACUACCUUCAAAUCAGUUACAAGAUUGGCUAGAACAAAUGAGGAGAAGAAAAAUAACAAACUCUUACUAAAUUAAUAUACAACAAUAAUUAGAAAUAGAUGUUAACUUUUACUUCAAUAAAUAUAUGCUAUAAUAAAAUAAA
This is a messenger RNA of Bombyx mandarina (wild silkworm), 988 nucleotides long. RefSeq names its product mitochondrial ribosomal protein L22 (gene mRpL22). Gene Ontology annotation, biological process: translation. The record is from RefSeq and is a predicted model, not a curated record. Lineage: Eukaryota; Metazoa; Arthropoda; Insecta; Lepidoptera; Bombycidae. Gene Ontology annotation, molecular function: structural constituent of ribosome. Gene Ontology annotation, cellular component: ribosome; mitochondrial large ribosomal subunit.